GAAACACUCAAACUGUGUUUUCUUGAAUCUGUCGCUGAGUAGGAAAGGUUUGAAAUAGAACUAUAGUGUGAGCUUUGCAGAUUGAAAUGAAUACUUCUGUUUUUAUUGCAUCGUGGAUUUAUUUUGUUAUCAUAAAUUUCGGAUGUAUUUCGGGAGGGCCACUCGCGUGCUUGAAAAGAGUACAAAGUAACGAAAAACGAAACCACGUCAUGAAAAGAAUGAGGCCAGACUAUGUUCAAAUGCGUCGAUGUUGUGGAAGCAAACCGUAUCAUGCAAAUACUGAACAGUGUUGCAGAAAUAAUCAAACGAAGUUAAUUUGCGAAGAGUGGGCAGAAUGGAUGUCAUGGAGCUCAUGCUCUGUGACUUGUGGUAGUGGAACACGAAGUCGAUAUCGAGAAUGUAUUAACGGGGAAGGCUGUGAUGAUCAUGCUGAAGAAAUAGUGCCAUGUGACACCACUCCAUGCAGGUCACAAUGUCAAAGAUGCCCCACUUCAAGUUCGAAUGCUGAUUGUAAUAAUCUCAAUAAUAUGUGUAGAACAGAAGAAGGUGAGGGUUGCCAGAGUCUUGUCAGAAAGGAAAACAACUUUUAUUUUGUAGAGAAAAGAUGUAAACAAUUGAAGGCAUGCUUAAUCGAAGGGCGGACCCUUGCGAAACAAAAUUCGUGUAAUUCAAUUGGAAACAAUUCGAUGUGCAUGUACUGCUGUUCCGGAGAAUUGUGCAACAAAAAUGAAACGACUGAAAUACCCUCAUGGUACAAAGAUUCGUGGCAGGAUUGGAUAUACAAACUGGAUCACUAUGCCACGUGGUUAAAACAAACCAAGCGUUCAACAGUUUAUCUUGCCGACGAGGAAUUUUAUCACUCCUUUAGAAGUGAAUCAAAUGUGCCGCUCCUUCUAAGGAAUAUACCCAAUGUUCCUGUUAGAUAUAGCGAAUUCCAGUGGCGUUUUUACGGCAGAGGCAUCAAUAUAGAGUCAGAAUGGUACCGUCAAAGCUGGAAACCUGAUAUAAAUGAAGUUUUUAUUUCUUCGAUUGUCGAAGCUACGGAGAUUGACCAAUCAGAUCCCCGUAAAAAAGCUACGGUAGCGAGAACGAUGAAAAAUUUUAUCACGACUCUAGCACGACAUCUACCGUCCGGAUUCGAGAUACCAAGGAAGUUUUGGAACAAAUGGACAUCGUUGAAAGAUCGUUGAUAAUUUCAGAGAUGCGGAAUGAGUGCGACAUUUGAAGGGAAGCUUCAAAUUUCCAUUCUUAUUUUGUAAAUGUUAAAAGUUCAAAAAAUGAAGAAUUAUUCAUCACACAGUUCUUCGUUUUCCGUUGUCACAGUUUUGGAACUACAAAGUAUUCAUACCAUAGUGGUAGAAAUAACAAGUUGGUCCCAGUUAUCCCUCAACGAGCCCAAAAUUCCGCCUAAUGGCUUUCACCUACAUAGUUCGCAUUAUACAUUAUAUAAUAUUGAUGUAUCUAUUACCAUUAAAUUGGAUUAUACAUUAAUCAAGUACACCAGUCAAUAACGUGCGUUUAUCACAAUAUGUGAUUUUGUAUUUUACUGUAUUGUGAAUAUUUAAUAAAUUAACGAAAAUUAA
Messenger RNA from Styela clava, 1583 nucleotides. RefSeq lists its product as uncharacterized. Lineage: Eukaryota; Metazoa; Chordata; Ascidiacea; Stolidobranchia; Styelidae. The record is from RefSeq and is a predicted model, not a curated record.